Lactuca saligna is the source of this 3091-nucleotide messenger RNA. The record is from the annotation of a GenBank genome assembly. Lineage: Eukaryota; Viridiplantae; Streptophyta; Magnoliopsida; Asterales; Asteraceae.
AUGAAAAAAAGUACUAAUUGGGAUCUUUUGAGGGGUAGCCUGUGCUACCCCAGGCUCCAACAUAGCUCCACCAAUACUCUAAUUGAGAUGGCAUGUUGCCUAAUAAAGGCGAAAGAUAUUUCAAACCACUUUUGGGGCGAAACGAUACGACAUGCAACGUUCAUCACAAAUCGUACACCUACUCGAGCACUGAUAGGUGCUAUACCAUUUGAGAAAUUUUCUGAUGGAAAUGGAUCGGGUACAUUUACGGUCUUGUGGAGUAAUGAUCAAGCAACCCAAUACAAUGGUAAUUCAGGCCUAACAACAAUAGAAAUCGAACAGAUUAAAGAUCCGACCCAAACCAACCAAAACGAUGACACUUCUCACGAUGAUAGCAACCAAUCGCAACCCGUUGAUGAUCAUAAUGAAAGUUCUGUCCCACCCCGCCGAUCUACUCGAACUUCAGUGUUGUCAAGGAGAUUAAAUGAUUACAAGAUAGAAGUGGAUCAUUUAAUGUUAACAUUUGAUGAAGAACCGAAGAAUUAUAAGGAAGCCAAAAUGAACAAUAAUUGGCUCGAUGCAAUGAAGACCUUACUUGAGAUGCGGUUCGCAGAGAUGAGAGCAUUGUUUGGGGUGCAAGAAUUACCCUCGACUCAGAAAUUUAGGGGGGUGAUUGUUGGCGAACUUCUAAGAACCGGGUGCGGCUGUAAGGCGUGUCUUGAUCUAGAAGGCAAUGACUUGGAAUGGUAUCCAAACUCUUAUGCUCGGAGCUCCUUCUACGUGAGCUUAGUUUCUCAAAGAUUCUGUUUGUCCCCUGAUGCGAUUGGCUGCAUCAUGGCAACAAAAGGGAAUUCAGGAGAAAAUAGGGCUAGAAGUUCCAUAACCAUAUUCAUAGUUGUUGGUUUAUGUUGUUUCUUCUACCUAUUGGGAGCAUGGCAAAGGAGUGGAUAUGGAAAAGGAGACAGCAUAGCUUUAGAGAUGACCAAAACUGGUGCAGAUUGCAGCAUUCUCCCAAAUCUAAACUUUGAAACACAUCACAGUGGCGAUUCUGUAAUUGUUGAUAACCCACAAACCAAAGUCAAAGAAUUUAAACCAUGCAGUCCUAAAUAUACCGAUUAUACCCCUUGUCAUGACCAAAAGCGAGCCAUGACAUUCCCUAGACAUGAUAUGAUUUAUAGAGAAAGACAUUGUCCCCCUCAAGAACAAAAGUUGAAGUGUCUGAUUCCAGCUCCAAAAGGCUAUGUGACACCAUUUUCAUGGCCUAAAAGUCGUGAUUAUGUUCCUUUUGCAAAUGCACCUUAUAAAGCAUUGACUGUUGAGAAGGCUAUUCAAAAUUGGAUUCAGUAUGAGGGCAAUGUGUUUAGGUUUCCAGGUGGUGGGACCCAGUUUCCUCAAGGGGCAGAUGCGUACAUUGAUCAACUUGCUUCUGUAAUCCCAAUUGAUAAUGGAACUGUGAGGACUGCUUUGGAUACUGGUUGUGGGGUUGCAAGCUGGGGGGCAUACCUUUGGAAGAGAAAUGUUGUAACAAUGUCAUUUGCCCCUAGAGAUAAUCAUGAAGCACAAGUUCAGUUUGCUCUUGAAAGAGGAGUACCUGCCAUUGUUGGUGUUCUUGGCUCAAUCAAAAUGCCAUUUCCAUCUAAAGCUUUUGACAUGGCCCACUGCUCUAGGUGCUUGAUUCCAUGGGGAUCAAAUGAUGGAAAAUACAUGAUGGAAGUUGAUAGAGUUUUAAGACCAGGUGGAUUUUGGGUGCUUUCGGGUCCUCCAAUUAAUUGGAGAAAUAAUUACAAAUCAUGGCAACGUCCAAAAGAGGAUCUUGAAGAAGAACAAAGGAAUAUUGAAGAGGUUGCUAAGCUUCUUUGUUGGGACAAAAUAUCUGAGAGUGGCGAAACCGUAAUUUUCCAAAAAAAACUAAAUCCCGAAUCAUGUCGUGGGUCAGAAGAUACCCCUGGAGUUACAUACUGCUCCCAAGAUCCCGAUGAUGUCUGGUACAAGAAAAUGGAGACAUGUGUGACUCCUUCCAAUUCCAACACCGGAAUGGAAUACAAACCGUUCCCGGAACGGCUUUAUGCAACCCCACCACGAAUUGCAUCUGGUUCCAUUCCGGUUUCUGAAGACAAAUACAUUGAAGACAACAAACAAUGGAAGAAACAUGUAAAUGCUUACAAAAAAAUCAAUAGAAUCAUUGAUUCCGGAAGGUACCGGAAUAUCAUGGACAUGAAUGCUGGUUUUGGAGGUUUUGCUGCUGCUAUCACUUCUCAAAAGUUAUGGGUUAUGAAUGUGGUCCCCACUUUGGCCCAAAAUACCCUUGGAGUUAUAUAUGAACGUGGACUCAUUGGCAUCUAUCAUGAUUGGUGUGAAGCUUUUUCUACAUAUCCACGAACGUAUGAUCUCAUUCAUGCGAAUGGUUUAUUUAGUUUAUACAAGGACAAAUGUGAUUUUGAAGACAUACUUUUAGAAAUGGACCGAAUAUUACGCCCCGAAGGUGCAGUUAUAAUUCGUGAUGAAGUGGAUGUUCUUAUGAAGGCUAAAAGUAUAAUUGGUGGUAUGAGAUGGGACACAAAAGUGAUGGACCAUGAAGACGGGCCCUUGGUCCCCGAGAAAAUUUUAGUUGCGGUCAAACGAUAUUGGGUGGUUGGGUCAAACUCCACAUCCUCACGUUGAUUGCGAAAAGUGGUAAUCAAUCAAAGUUUUCAUCAUCUUUAGUAGAUUAAUCUAUGUUAUUUAGUUGUUUAGUUAUCAUUAGGGGUAUGAGUUAUCAUUUUCUUUUAUUAUGUUUGUUGUAAUGUAAAACGAUUGAAAGCUUUUUAAGUUAAUGGUGAGAAAUGUUUUGUUGCGAGUUCCCAUCUUUUGUUUCUUUUUAAUGUUUUUUGAUUGUGAUUGUAGUUGAAAGAUCUACCAUUUACAUGAUUGUUGUCUCAUUUAAGGUUUACGGUUUAGGGUUUAUAGUGUUAUUGCACAAAGGUUCUAGCUCAUGUCCUUGUGUUAUUUUUACAGUAACCACUGAGCUCACACACAUAGCCUACACGAGCAUCAUUGUGUCCCGUUUUAGUGAUUUUUGAUUGUAGGUGUAGUUAAAAGAAAUAUGAUCUACAUAAUUGGUGUAAGGUUUAGG